Chanos chanos (milkfish) is the source of this 5714-nucleotide messenger RNA. RefSeq names its product IQ motif containing GTPase activating protein 1 (gene iqgap1). The transcript has 37 exons. The coding region runs from base 76 to 5043 and encodes 1655 amino acids. Gene Ontology annotation, cellular component: cell cortex; nucleus. NCBI's taxonomy places the organism in Eukaryota, Metazoa, Chordata, Actinopteri, Gonorynchiformes, Chanidae. Gene Ontology annotation, molecular function: GTPase activator activity; calmodulin binding; actin filament binding. Gene Ontology annotation, biological process: mitotic actomyosin contractile ring assembly actin filament organization; regulation of GTPase activity; epidermal growth factor receptor signaling pathway. The record is from RefSeq and is a predicted model, not a curated record.
UCCGUAAACUACAUAUCAACGCAACUGCAACUAAAAUACACCAGGAAGUGCGGAUUUUUGAACGCUUGAGAAAAAAUGUCAACUUCAGACGAAGCAGACGCUCUUCGGCCACGAUAUGGGUCUGUUCUGGAUGGAGUGGAGCGGCUCACUGCCGAGGAGAUGGAUGAACGGCGACAGCAGAAUAUGGCAUAUGAAUACCUGUGUCACCUGGAGGAAGCCAAACGAUGGAUGGAGGCCUGUUUGGAUGAGGAGCUGCCACCCACCACUGAGCUGGAGGAAGGUUUGCGGAAUGGCGUCUAUCUGGCCAAAUUGGGCAAUUUUUUUGCACCAAAUGUUGUCUCCAUUAAGAAGAUCUAUGACCGUGAGCAAACACGCUACAAGGCCACUGGGCUCCAUUUCCGACACACAGACAAUAUCAUCCAAUGGCUCAACGCAAUGACAGACAAAGGCCUUCCAAAGAUUUUCUACCCAGAAACAACAGACAUCUAUGACAGAAAGAACAUGCCGCGUUGUAUUUACUGCAUACAUGCACUCAGCCUGUACCUGUUUAAGCUGGGCCUUGCUCCUCAGAUUGCUGACCUUUAUGGCAAAGUGGCCUUCACUGAGGAAGAGAUUAACAACAUGAAGAGUGAGCUGGAGAAAUACAACAUUCAGAUGCCGGCCUUUAGCAAGAUCGGUGGGAUCUUGGCGAACGAGCUGUCGGUGGAUGAGGCAGCAUUGCACGCUGCUGUGAUCGCCAUCAAUGAUGCCAUCGAUCACGGGGACCCUGCGGGCACACUGGCUGCCAUGAAGAACCCCAACGCCAUGCUGGUAAACCUGGAUGAUGGCGCAGCGCAGGACUACCAGGACACGCUGUCCCAGGCUAAAGCAGAGAAAGUGGCCAACUCCAGAAAACGGAUUGUGGAGAAUGCUGAUGCUGAAAGGGAUGUGUAUGAAGAGCUACUCACACAGGCUGAAAUCCAAGGAAACAUCAACAAAUUGAAUGUGUCAAAAGCACUGAAUGCCACGGAGCAGGCCUUGCUGAGUGGGGAUAAAGACCGUCUGUAUGAUGCUCUACGUUCUUCUGCGCUUGGUCUUCAGUCUCUGCAGUCACAGAAUAAAGACUGGUACCUCACGCAGCUCAUGGCAGAACGAGAGAACAAGGAGCAGAAUUCACCAGGAGAGUCAAUGACUAAAGAGGAGUUGCAGAAUGGAAUUGAUACAGCAAAUGAGAUGGCACUGAAUUACCAGAAAUUACUACGCGCGGUGGAGCGGAUAAAUGCAGCUAUCAGAGCGGGCGUGGCUGAGGACACGGUGAAUGAGCUGAUGAAUCCAGAUGCUCAGCUGCCCCAAGUUUAUCCCAGUGCCGCUGACCUUUACCAAAGAGAACUGGCCAGUCUUCAACAACAGAGCCCAGAGGGGUCACUGUCCCAUCCAGAGCUGCUGGUUGCUGUGGAAAUGCUCUCAUCUGUGGUUCUGAUUAAUGGAGCUCUUGAUGUAGGAGACAGAGCUGCAGUCUGGAGACAACUUGGCAGCUCUGUUACUGGCCUUAGCAAUGUAGAGUCUGAAUACGCACAGAGGUACAUAGAUGACCUCAUGCGUCUGAAAGCAGCAGCACGAGAGGAAGGCAAUGACUACCUGACCUGGAAUGACAUCCAGGCUUCUGUGGACCAAGUGAACAACAAUGUCCAGGAGGAACAUGAGAGGAUCGCAGCCAUCGGUCGGAUUAAUGAGGCUCUGGACGAGGGGGACGUGACAAAGACUCUAGCAGCUCUGCAGCACCCGGCGGCCAAACUGACGGAUGUGGAUCCCUCUGUAGCCCAGCAUUACUACGACAAACUGCUGGAGGCGCGGCGAGAGAAAGCACAUGAGACACAAGAUCCAUCAGCUGUGCUUUGGUUGGAUGAAAUCCAGGAUACCAUCUUUGCAUCCAACAAAGACACUGAGGAGGCUAUACAGUUCUCUCAGUCCAUCCAGGCCAUAAAUGAAGCAGUGGACAGUGGGGAUGCAACUCAGACUCUGGCUGCCCUGAGAACACCUGGCACCGGACUGUAUGGUGUGACUCCAGAGUGUGCCCAAACAUACCACAACGACCUGGAAAAAAUCAAAAAUGAGAAAAAGGCAGAGGGUGAUAAUGGCAGUGAAUGGGUGAAACACUGGGUGAAAGGAGGACAUAAUUACUAUUACAACCUGAAAACACGAGAAGGGACUUGGAACGAGCCUGCAGACUUUGUUCAGAACAAUACGCAACUCAACAAGGAUGAGAUUCAGUCUGUGGUGUCUGGUGUUACUUCGGCUUAUAAUCGUGAGCAGCUGUGGUUGGCCAAUGAGAGUCUGAUCACCAAGCUGCAGGCCCGUUGUCGCGGUUACUUAGUGAGAAAGAACAUGAAAGAGCGACUCGGCUUCUUGAAGUCCCAGGAGGGCUCAGUCACCUGCAUACAGGCUCACUGGAGAGGUUACAAACAGAGGAAGAACUUCAAAGACAGGAAGCAGUACCUGAAGGACCACACUGAUGAUGUUGUCAAAAUCCAAGCCAUGGUCAGAAUGCACCAAGCUCGCAAGAAAUACAGAGAUCGCCUGCAGUACUUCAAAGACCAUAUCGAUGAUGUGGUCAAGAUCCAAGCGUUCAUCCGUGCCAAUAAAGCCAGAGAUGACUACAAGACGCUCAUAAACGCAGACGACCCUCCAAUGGCGGUGGUUCGUAAGUUUGUCCACCUUUUGGACCACAGUGACCAGGAUUUCCAAGAGGAGCUGGAACUAAUGCGUCUGAGGGAGGAAGUGAUCACUAACAUACGCUCCAAUCAACAGCUAGAGAAUGACCUCAACCUGAUGGACAUUAAGAUCGGUCUGCUGGUCAAAAAUAAGAUCACCCUGCAGGAGGUGGUCUCUCACAGCAAGAAACUCACCAAGAAGAACAAAGGCCAGUUAUCUGAUAUGAUGAUGAUGACUAAGCAGAAAGGAGGGCUGAAAGCUCUGAGCAAGGAGAAACGGGAAAAACUGGAAGCAUAUCAGUACUUGUUCUAUCUGCUUCAGACGAACCCCACAUAUCUGGCCAAGCUCAUCUUCCAGAUGCCCCAGAAUAAAUCAACCAAGUUCAUGGACUCUGUGAUUUUCACCCUGUAUAAUUACGCCUCCAACCAGCGUGAAGAAUACCUGCUCCUCAAACUCUUUAAAACUGCUCUGCAAGAGGAAAUCAAAUCCAAAGUGGACCAAAUCCAGGAGAUUGUGACAGGAAACCCAACUGUGAUUAAGAUGGUAGUGAGCUUUAACAGGGGAGCUCGGGGUCAAAAUGCUCUGAGACAGAUUCUCGCUCCUGUUGUCAGGGAAAUCAUGGAUGACAAAACACUCAACAUCAAAACGGACCCAGUGGAUAUUUAUAAGAGCUGGGUCAACCAGAUGGAGUCACAAACAGGUGAAGCCAGCAAGCUGCCGUAUGAUGUGACCCCAGAACAGGCCAUGAGCCAUGAGGAGGUUCGCACACGCCUCGAAGCGUCCAUUAAAAAUAUGAGGACGGUUACUGACAAGUUCCUGUCUGCUAUCGUCGUUUCCGUUGAUAAAAUCCCAUACGGGAUGCGUUUCAUUGCCAAGGUGCUGAAGGACACACUUCACGAAAAGUUCCCCGAUGCCACAGAGGAUGAGCUUCUGAAGAUUGUGGGGAACCUUCUGUACUAUCGCUACAUGAACCCUGCCAUUGUGGCUCCUGACGCUUUUGAUAUUAUUGAGCUUUCGGCUGGAGGCCAACUGACCACAGACCAACGAAGAAAUUUGGGCUCCAUUGCUAAAAUGCUGCAGCAUGCAGCCUCCAACAAGAUGUUCUUGGGAGACAAUGCUCAUCUAAAUCCCAUCAAUGAAUAUCUCAGCAACUCCUACCAGAAAUUCAGGCGAUUCUUUUUGGCUGCUUGCGAUGUCCCAUCCUUGGAGGAUAAGUUUAAUGUGGAUCAGUACUCUGACUUGGUCACGCUCACCAAACCAGUCAUCUACAUCUCCAUUGGAGAAAUUAUUAACACUCACACUCUUCUGCUGGAUCACCAGGAUGCCAUUGCUCCUGAGCACAAUGACCCCAUUCAUGAGCUUCUGGAGGACCUGGGAGACGUGCCCACAAUUGAGUCUCUGAUCGGUGAGAAUCCACUUCCUCCUGAUGAUCCCAGUAAGGAAAUGAUGGGGAAGACUGAAGUGUCUCUCACCCUCACCAACAAGUUUGACGUUCCUGGGGAACAGAACGCUGAGAUGGAUGCCAGGACCUUAUUGCUGAACACCAAACGGCUGAUUGUGGAUGUGAUCAGAUUCCAACCAGGAGAUACACUGACGGAAAUCCUGGAGACUCCAGCCAGCCAAGAGCAGGAGGUGGAAUAUCAGAGGGCUAUGCAGCGACGGGCGAUGCGUGAUGCCAAGACUCCGGAGAAGAUGAAGCAGGCUAAACCGGUGGUGGAUGAUAGCCUAACCCUUCAAGGCAAAAAGGACAAGAUCAAAAGCAAUCUUCAGAGACUGGGUGAACUGGGCAAAGUUCACCCUGAGAACAGAUAUCAGGACCUCAUCAAUGACAUUGCCAAGGACAUCAGGAACCAGAGGCGAUAUCGGCAGAGAAGGAAGGCAGAGUUGGUGAAACUCCAGCAGACCAAUACUGCCCUCAACUCAAAGACCAGUUUCUACAAUGUGCAAAUUGACUACUACAACCAGUAUAUUAAAACCUGUAUGGACAAUCUUACAAGCAAGGGGAAGGUGUCGAAGAAACCUGGAGACACCAAAGCCAAAAAGAGUAAGCAGGUGUCCCAGAAAUACACAGCAGCUAGACUCCAUGAGAAGGGUGUGCUAAUCGAGAUAGAGGAUCUGCAGACCAAUCAGUUCAAGAAUGUAAUUUUUGAGAUUUCUCCGUCUGAAGCUGUUGGGGUGUUUGAUGUGAAGGCCAAGUUCAUGGGAGUCCAUUUGGAAACGUUAAUGCUAGAGUACCAGGAUCUCCUUCAGCUGCAGUAUGAAGGGGUGGCUGUGAUGAAGCUUUUUGACAGAGCCACCGUAAACGUCAAUCUGCUGAUUUUUCUGCUCAACAAGAAGUUUUAUGGGAAAUAGACAAAAGAGGUCAAGAGACUGAUGCAAAAAAAUAUGGACAACGGAGUCUGUCCUUACAGUCCACUUACAUUUUUUUUUUCUGCACUACUCUGAAUAAGCCUACACACCUUUUGUGCCUUACUGUCAGAGGAAAUUUGGCCUGAGUGUACAGCACAGUGUUACAGUGUGUACCCCAAAAUGUCUGGAAACCAAAUUAUUCCUUUACAGGAUUUGUAUUGAGAUUAUCACAGAUAACUGUAUUAGUUUGCUUUGGAAUUUUUGCAAACGACGCUUGCAUUUGCUUGAAUACUGUGUAUGUUGUAUGUAAAGAGAAUUUUUUUGCCUGCCUUAGAGUUUAUGUACCUGGGAGGACCAAAACUGUAUCUUAGUUUUCUAGUCUUGUCGGAAAUUUGCAGCUGAUGACGCCACCUUUCCCCUAAAUCAGAUAAAAAAAAAAAAUACUAGUUAGAGAAAAUUUACUCCAUGUCAAAUUCUUAACUGGCCCAGAUACUUGAUCUCUACUAGUGUUUCUUAUUACCCAACCUUAGCAUAUAAGUAGUUCACAAUGUAUAAAUGUUAGAAUAAUAGAAGUUAUAUCUCUCCUAGAACACCUAGAUGUUGGAUGAAUUUUAGUUUAAUUUUUUAUUUAUGCCUUGGCUUUUGUCCUCCCCUCUCCCAAAUUUCUUCCAUUU